UUUGAGAUCGGAGAGGACGCGAUGGGUCCGCCCAGCUCGACCCCUGCCCCCACCCUUGGCCAAGACGAGGAAGAGAGAGGGUGGGAAUGUGUAUGGCGGUGUGUGCCUGCCACCCCAGUUCUCCAUAUGGCCUUCAGUCCAGAUGGCACUCUGUUUGCCACUGCCGGCCGCAAUGACCGUCUGGUCAAGAUCUGGUUCGAGAACAAGCACCUAUUGUUCCCGGCCAAGAGCAUGGAGGCACACAGUCUGUCGUUUGUCAACUCAUCAAGCACAGAGCUCAACUACAACUUUGUGUACAUCUCACAUCCCCGGGCUGUCACCCAACUCAGCUGGCGUAAAACCAGCAAGUACAUGCCCAAGGGAUCAGUGUCCAACAUGCUGGUGACAUCCUGCAAGGAUAACAUCUGCCGAGUGUGGGUGGAGACGGUGCUACCGGACGAUGGACUGGUGAACAUGCACCAGUUCGAUCCCCUUGCCGCUCAGAAUCCCAAGUUCCGCACGCACAGGCACAAGCACCGGUUCAUGCAGCGGCUGAAGCAUAUGAAAACAUGUUUCCACAUUAGACGGCACGCCAAGCACCAGCAGAGCCUCAACGGGGUUUAUAACCAGACGAUACCCACACUGCCGUCUACCUACAGUGUGCACGACUUCCAUAGCUAUGGCUUCCACGGGACCGGUGUCACCCCUGGUCUUCACUUCCAUCUGGCCGCCAGCAUCAACGCUGAGACAGAUAUACCUCUGGUACCCAGCCUUAUGACUGGAGAUCCGGAGAGAGAACCCAACUUUGUCCUCCAUUGGCUCAACAACAAAGAGACUGCCUUUUCUCUACAGGCUGAAAGUCUACUACAGGAAUUAACUAGAAAGGUAGUAGAGAAAGAAGAAGGCCUACAUUUCGAGGCAAGUAACCAUGACUCUUCUGACCACCAUGAGACAGCAGAAGCUGCUGGGGAACGCACACCAAACAAGAAAACCGGGACAGGAAAGGUGUCAAAGUCGGUGUCACAGGACGAGAGCAGCGACGAGCACCAGCACGGUCAGAGCAGCUUCCCCAACAGUAGUCACCACACACUCAGCAAUGCGACGUCUAUCAACUCCCUAGCGACAGACACAGCUGGACCUCCUACUGGCGGCCACAUCUCUGACUCGUUGGAUGCCAAGAUAGAGGCCUUGCUGCGCGACUGGCACCACAAUCCUGACCUGCUCUUUGCCAUCCACCCCAUCGACGGCAGCUUUCUCAUCUGGGUGGUGGAGUGGCUCGACGAGUAUCACCCCGGUUCGUUCAGACAAGCACAAGUAUCGUUCUCGACUCGCAUCCCGUCAGCGUUCCCGCUGGGCGACGCAAUGACCAUGUCCAACAAUGUCUGCCUGUAUCACACAUCGUGCUGUCACCUGCAGCUGGUGUUUCGUGACGUAGUGAAGACUGCCGCCGCCACCAAGUCUCCACCCAACGGCCCUGCGACCGGUAAUGAAGACCCGCAGUCGACACCGUUACCCAGUGUGAUAGAAGAGGACACGGACCCGGAGACUACGGGGGCAGGAGAGGGCGGGGCGACCCUAGGCGGAGACUCCGCCGGGGCCGAACGUGGGCCCGGUAGCUCGACGGGGGGUGACACUCCUUCCCUCCAUGACCUGCUGACCGCACCCCCCUCACCUACACUCAGCAUGGUCACCAAACACAGCAACGGUACACUCAACCUGUGGCAGUUGACCUUCGCUGACAAAACCAAGUUCACACAGGUCCUGAGUAUUGGCCAUGCUUCCCGAGCGUCAGGUCACAGGUUCCGAGUGAACGACAUAACCUGUCACCACCCCGUGCUCCCGCUGCUGCUGACCACUUCCCACCACAACCUGCCCGAGGAUGCUCCUGUGUGCCAGAGUCCUUGUUGCGACGACCCCACCACGCUCACCGGUUUCUGUAGUGAACUGAUCCUAUGGCGUGUGGAUGCCGUCGGCCCACUGUCCAAGUCUGGAGGCGUGUCUGAACUUGCGCGAAUCAACUCACCGAAGAUGUCAGCCUUCUCAAACGUGGCCUGGAUACCAACUUUACUGCCAAGCACAACACUAGGCAACCUGUCCAAUUCUCCAAGUGCCUGUUUUGUUGCUUCGGACGGGGAGAGUCUCCGUGUGUAUCAAGCUGUCAUCGAUGCCCGGACACUGCUCGCAGAGGUCUCUACUUCCGAGAGGCGCAGUCGCAUGAUGGGGUCGCAGAUGAGCUUGUCGACCGAUCUAUCGUCAGAAGACGGAGCCAAACACAACUCUCUCCACGACCGUAUCAAGAUCGUGUCCCAACAGUCGACAGCUCGACCUGGCUGUGUUAUACAGUUGGACGCCAUCGCUGACGCCACUCAUGACUGGCAGAACACUCAGUUCCUGCACGUGUUCCAAGAGCAGCUGAUCACGGGGGAGAGCGAGGGCGGGGUCGCUCAGCAGUUGGGUCUCAGUCUGACGGAGGGAAGGCUCAGUGCCAUUGUGGACCUGCAGCAGAACGCAGAGUUCGAGGAGCCCUUCUACCUCGUGGUGCUGGAGCGCACCACACAGGGCACCACCAUCCACACAUGGCGCAUUGUCAUCUCCUCUCAGACCGAUAACAACGAGUUGAACGGCAGCCUAAUGUAUGUCCCGGACAGUCAGCUGGUGCAGGACGACACUGUGGAGGAUAUGGACUCGUCGUCAAGAGUGUGUGAGGAUUCAGGGCACGGACUUGUCAACACGGGACAUGUACAGAUUACCACAACUAAGGUCUGCACACAAGAACUGCCACUGCCCGAUGGAGUGGAUGUGAUACACGCUGCCCCUGCGGGGGGUCACCUCAGUUCUGCCUCCAUUUACCCAGCAUGCUUUGCGCCAUACAUCAUCGUCACAGCAUGCUCCGAUAGCACUAUCAGAUUCUGGAAGUGUAAAUUGGGGAAGAAAGUGAAUGGAAGAUAGAAACAGACGUACGAGUGGCAAGAGUGGGAGAUGCUGCGUAAGGAUAAAGAAUCCAUGAUUGAGAUUUCAGGUCAGCCGUUGAACAUCAACGCAGCGUACAGUGGCCGGAUAGCCUGUGCCUACAAGUACGGCAAGUCAUUUACAAGGCCUUCUCGGAAAGAUCCAGACUCCAGAUACGUCAACUUGUGUGUGGCCAUAUAUGAAUGUGAAAGCACUGGCGGAUCGGAGUGGGUGCUGGAAGACACGCUGCACCUGAAGAACAUCCACUUGCCCCGCAUCCAGGUGGACCCUAGUGUGGACCUGAGCUACAUCUACGAUCACACGUUCCUCAGCAAGAAACAGCGGCUGCAGAACAACUUCAUCAAGGCGAUGAGCAACGAGGAUCUGGACCCGAGACGCAACGGGGAGCUCAACGGCCUCACUGAGCCGGCCAGCCUGGUCAAAACCGGAGCUGGUUUGCUGGCAGUGCCCAGUUUCAGUACGCUGCAGUCUCUGCGUAAGAGCAUCAUUGAGAACGGUAACAACUGUCCAUUGACUCAGAAACACCUGGUUCAGCUGGACUGGGUGUCCAAGGAGGAUGGUUCACACAUACUGACAGUGGCAGUGGGCAGCAAGGUGAUGCUGUUUACCCCUGUGUCCAGUGACCUGGCCCAGGCCAACAUGAAAGCCAUGAAAGAGUCCCAGUCCACAAAUAGACCAAUAUUGCGGAAAGCCUCGUCUCUAGCUGCACCUAACUUUGUAGACGAGAUCAGAUGGAUGAAACUGAGGAAGAUAGACCUGACGACGGCUGAUGGACUGCCGGCUCUGCCCAUGCAGCUAUCGUGGGUCAGGGACGGCAUCUUAGUCGUGGGGAUGGACAGUGAGAUGCACGUCUACUCUCAGUGGAAGCCAGACAACGGUGAUGAAAAGAGGGAAAUGUUUGUUUAGUUGGUGCUAAACGGCUGCUCGGGUCCCGGCUCCCCCCACCAGGAGUCUGAGGAAGCGCAGGACACAAGGAACUUGAGAGACGAAGACCUCCGGAAUAUGGCUCAGGACACGACACAGCGCAGGUUGGCCAACGUCAGCUCCAUGCCACAUCUGUCCAGAGUCAGUUCUAUCAACUUGACCAUGAUGGCCUCUGGUGAACCCAAGAAGAAACGUAACACCAGCGCAAGCGGACAAGGAGGUGCAGUUGCCAGUGAACCGGCCAGCAACAUGGACUCGUACAUGCCGGACUACGGGCUGUUCGAGGCCAGCAGGAUCGCCUGUCCCGUGCUGCCCCAGUACCACCCCAAACAGCUCAUGGAGCUGCUCAACUCCGGCAAGAUCCGCUGGGUCAAGGCCAUCCUCGCUCAUCUGGUCAGGUACACAGAUCUGGGCUCUCAGU
Messenger RNA from Homalodisca vitripennis (glassy-winged sharpshooter), 4294 nucleotides. Its product is annotated as dmX-like protein 2. Gene Ontology annotation, cellular component: RAVE complex. Gene Ontology annotation, molecular function: protein binding. Gene Ontology annotation, biological process: vacuolar acidification. Lineage: Eukaryota; Metazoa; Arthropoda; Insecta; Hemiptera; Cicadellidae. The record is from RefSeq and is a predicted model, not a curated record.